Messenger RNA from Punica granatum (pomegranate), 3528 nucleotides. NCBI's taxonomy places the organism in Eukaryota, Viridiplantae, Streptophyta, Magnoliopsida, Myrtales, Lythraceae. The record is from RefSeq and is a predicted model, not a curated record.
CCCCUUUCCGCUGCGUUAACCGUUUCUCUCUUUCUUUCAUCACUCUCCUCUCUGUCUCUCUCUCUCUCUCUCUCUCUCUCUCUCUCGCUUUCAUCUGCCGGUCGGUCAUCUCGAAGCAGAUUUUGGCCCUUCCCCUGUCCAUUCGCACCCCGACGGAUCCAUUCCCGGAUCGCCUCCGAUCGCACUUCCCGACACCGGUCCAGCGGAGACUCGAGCUCCAAUGUUCGUUAGAAAGCUCGUCGAGAAGGCAGCUGCGGCUUCUACGAAGAAGCCCGGUGGAAAUGUAGAAGGAUUAAAAGCGGUUGAGGUGGACCCUGUUAUGGUUUUUCAUUACGGGGUCCCAUCAGGAUGCACUAAAUUUGCCUGCGAUACGAGUCAAGGGAUACUCGCGGUUUCCACAAAGGAUGGUAGGAUCAAGUUAUUCGGACCUGACAGCUCUCAAGCUAUGCUCCAGUCCGACGGGGCAGGACCGAGCAAGUAUUUACAGUUCAUCGAGAACCAAGGGGUUCUGCUAAAUGUAACUCUCAGGAAUCGGAUCGAGGCUUGGGACUUAGAGAACAAGAUCCUGUCGCACAUAUAUGAAUUUGAACGAGAGAUAACAGCUUUUGAAGUCUUGCAAAGAAGCCUGUACAUAUAUGUUGGAGAUUCUGCUGGCAAUAUUUCGGUUUUGAAGUUUGAUCAGGACACGAGUCAUUUGAUCCAAAUGAAAUAUACCAUACCUUUUGCCAUAUCCCACGGGGAUCAAAAUCAUUUGUCACCUGAUAGUUCUGUUGUACGGAUGCUGCCACAACCAACGGCCGAGAGUAAGAGGGUCCUGAUAAUAUACAAAGAUGGUCUUAUAACAUUGUGGGACAUACAUCAGAGCAAGCCGAUCUUCUCAACCAGUGGGAACAACCUGCAAACUCUACAUAGUGAAAGAAAGCAAGCGACUUCUGCAUGCUGGGCUUGCCCGCUCGGAAGUAAAGUCGUUAUCGGGUAUAACACAGGAGAUAUCUUAUUCUGGAGCAUACCGGGAAGAACUGAAUUAGCAUUGGAGAGAGGUUCUCAAGCGGGCCCCAUUUGUAAGCUUAACAUCGGGUAUAAGUUAGAUAAGAUUCCUGUAUCUUCCAUAAAGUGGGUUCAUGGAGAUGGAAGGACAAGUCGGCUCUACAUAAUGGGUGCUUCUGAUGUCGUUUCUACUAUCUUGAUGCAGGUGGUCUUACUGAAUGAUCACAUCGAGUCUCGAACAAUCAAGUUGGGGCUUCAACUGCCUGAACCGUGCAUAGAUAUGGAGAUUUUCUCGAGCACCAGUGAGCACAACAAGCACAACCAAAACUUAUUGCUAACCCUUGGAAAGUCGGGACGAGUGUUUGCUUAUGAUGACUCUGCCAUUGAGAAGUAUCUCCUUCAGAGCCAGUCCAAGUCUUCUCCCUCACUUCCAAGGGAAGUCACCAUUAAGUUGCCAUCUGCUGAUUCGACCAUCAGCAUUUCGAAACUUAUUAUGAAUAGUGAUGAAGCAUGGACUCUCAAUGAUGAGCUUGCUCAACAGGCAAAACAUAUUCCAUCACUGUUUGCCUUGGAGAAAAAUGCUAAAGAGGGGACAAGGUCGAAUUUCAGGGGAUUUUCCAAGGUUAAAUAUUUAUACAUAACAGGACAUAGCAAUGGAUGUGUUAAUUUUUGGGAUGGAGCAUGUCCUUUUUUCCCGAUCUUGUCGCUAGAACAGCAGAGCGAGGGUGACUUUUCUCUGAGUGGGGUCACAGUUACGGCUUUGUGCUUUGAUAGCAAUUCUCGAAUCCUUGUUUCCGGAGAUAAGUGUGGAACGGUUCGCAUCUUUAAAUUCAAAACCGAGGCAUAUAACUCAGGUAGCACGAAGAAGGGAAACAAUCACCUUAUCGAUAGCGUUAAAGUCCACCAGCUUAAUGGAACUAUACUAUCUAUAAACAUCAGCAACAACUCGGGACACAUUGCUGUUGGUUCUGAUCAAGGAUAUGUAUCACUGAUUGAAGUUGAAGGGCUUAGAGUAUUAUGCACUGAAAGCAUUCAAAGCGGAAUUUCUUCUGGGAUAAUCGCUCUACAGUUUGCUAGCUGCUCUUUGCAUGGGUUUGAGAAGAACAUGAUGGUCGUUGCAACGAGGGACUCCUCGGUUUUGGCUCUGGACAGUGACACCGGGAAAACACUCAGCAGUGGCAUGGUUAAUCCAAAAAAGCCUUCCAAGGCCUUAUUCAUGGAAGUUUUCAUGGAUGGGUGCACAAUAUCUUCGGGACGGACAGCAAUGAAUUGCUCAAAUCCAGAGCAGGGCUUAGUGUUGCUAUGCUCUGAGAAAGCAGUUUACCUGUACUCCUUAAACCAAGUGGUUCAGGGUGUAAAGAAGGUAAUCUACAAGAAGAAGUUCCACUCAGUCUCUUGCUGUUGGGCAUCGACAUUCUAUGGACCCGCACCAGGCCUUGUACUUCUCUUCACUUGCGGGAAGAUUGAGAUAAGGUCCUUACCGGAGCUGUCCUUGCUUAAGGAAGCGUCCAUAAGAGGGUUUACGUAUUCGGAAAGUUCCAUAUGCUCCUCACAGGACGGACAGAUCCUCAUGGUGACCGGAGAUCAAGAGCUCUAUCUUUUCUCAAUUCUUCAGCAGAAGAACUUGUGCCGGCUUUUCGAAUCCAUUGGCCAAGUAUACUUGAAGAAUCUGAAUUAUCAAGGAAGGGCAGAACCGUUGUCUAUUGUCCCUAAAGAGAAGAAGAAGGGCUUAUUUAGCUCUGUCUUUGGAGAAACAAAAUCCGGUAAAGAAAAGCAAGCCUUGGAUCUGGAAAGAGAAGAUCCUCAGGAAAGCUUCGAAGGACUUCCUGCGGUCUUCUCGACCGAGAAAUUUCCUUGUGAGGCUCGGGAUGGAGCUAAUCAGGCCAUAGAUAAUGACACUAGACGCAAUCUUCAUGGGGAAGAAGAUGAUACUGACUUAAACAUUGAUGAUAUUGACCUUGAAGAUUUCGAAGAGAAACCAAGAGGGCAAAAUAUGUUUGCAGGCCUUAACAAGAAGAACCUGUCCAGCAAAUUUCUGACAUUUAAAGGUAAACUGAAGACUGCGAAGGCCAAGAAUGAUAAGAACGGUAUAAAGGAGGAGCAGCAGGAUGAGAAGGUCGGAGCUGUUGAUCAAAUCAAGAAAAAAUAUGGAUUUGCAACUUCCAGUGUAAGAAUCGACUACUUCUGCCAAAAUGGCAGAAAACAAGCUGCAAGAGCAUCUGAAUAAGUUACAGGGAAUAAGCCUGAAAGCGACACAGAUGCAAGACACAGCAAUGUCAUUCUCAGCCAUGGCAAAGGAGUUGCUGAAAACUGCAGAGCAGGAUAAGAGAAGCUUGUGAGAUAUAAUUAAAUGAUUGAUCAUAUGAUGGUUGCUAGCAAGUUUGAAUUAGUUUGUUGCCUUUAUUAAUUAAUUUCUUGUGUGUGUAUAAAUUGACAUUCGCGUAUAUAUAUGAGUACAAAAAUGGCUUGCAGGGUUUUCUGGGUUACUAAAAAUUGUUCCCGAGCACCUAUUUUAUCUUUUAUUUAUUUAUUUUUCAUUAA